AUGGUGGCGAAGACGGCAUCAAAAAACGGCAUCCUCAAUCGUCACAGAGAUGCGCUCCGGAAAGAGACCAUCACUGAGGUUGCCUCUAAAUUUUGGGCGCCGUUUUCAAAAACGCAUGCACCAUAUUCCGCUCCACUUGUAGAUACGAUUUAUCAACAUGAAAUGAUAGACACGCACUUCAAUCCAAGGAAGAUCAUAAUGCUAGAGUUCAGUCAGUAUCUUGAGUGUUAUCUGUGGCCAAAUUAUACUGAGCAGGCUAGUAUACCUCAUGUGAUGUCUAUCGUUGUCAUGUUGAACGAAAAAUUCAGAGAGAGAAUUGACGCGUGGCAGUGUUUUGUGAAGAAGCCAGAACAUUUUCCUGGAUUCAUACACCGAGUUUUGGAGUUGUCAUUAGACGAAAACUCGCGAAGCAACGCUGAACAAUGUGCAAUCAUAACUUUUCUCGUGAAUAGUUUCAAUUCUGUGGAAGUCGAUAUUGUUCGCGAGCAGAUGAACAAACUCACUCAUAUAUCGAUAUGGACAAAUUUACUUCCAAGUCAAAGGGAGGAUAUAUUUGCGGGUAGUAAGAAGCUACGAAAGUACUGGACAAAUUUGUCGAACAAAAUCGCAGCUCAAGAUGCCGAAGACACGGAAGAGUCUCGUAAAGCCCGAUUUGAGAGGAACUAUCUAUGGAAUCUCAUAGCCCGUUUUAAGCGCACUCUCGAUCGCGUUGAUGAUGAAAGCAAAGAAGUUGACUUAGAAGAAAUAAGAUACUGUGAACGCUUCAUUGAGCUCGUUACCGAUUUAGAGGCAUUGCUUCCAACAAGACGGUUCUUCAAUGCUGUGCUUCAUUCUUCGAAGUUAAUUACACAUUGUGUGCUCUCAAAAUUGAUCUCUUCGGAAGCGGGGUCGCUAUUCUGUCAGCUUGUCGAAAUGCUCAAAUUUUACGCUCGCUUCGAGAUUAAUGAUAUCACUGGGCAGCAACUUACACAUAAGGAGGUUUCCGAUAGACAUUAUGAGCACGUCGUCAAAUUGCAGAAGGCCGCCUUCAAGUUUUUUAGAGAAAGCAUGCCCGAUUUCUACUUGCUCAAUGUUGGAAGUGUAGACACAAGGAAAGCACUCAUGAAGCAGUUCGGAUCAAUGAAAAAGUCCGACAUAUACCGAUUUGCUGAGUAUCUCCAUCUGGUUCCCCCAAUCGACAGUGAAGAAUCAAUAUUGGACAAGUGUAGCAAGGAGUUUCUUACGGAAACUAUUACUCUCCAUUGUGAGCGGCGGGUUAACCAGUUGCAGCAGCUCAACGAGCAACCGCUAUAUCCGACCGAGCAAGUGAUUUGGGAUGAAAACGUUGUUCCAUACGAAAAUUAUUCCGGCGAAGAUGAGAUUCGGCAGGACCUCGAGGAUGUGCUAUUCCGUAUGAAACCAUGGCGACACGAGUCUCGCAAUGAAACCAUUUGGGGCGGAUGGGCUCGUAUGGCUCUUCUUCUUGACUCAUUUCAAAUCGUCGAGUACAAAUGGUGGCGAAGACGGCACAAAAAAACGGCAUCCUCAAUCGUCACAGUAGAUGCGCUCCGGAAAGAGACCAUCACUGAGGUUGCCUCUAAAUUUUGGGCGCCGUUCUCAAAAACGCAUGCACCAUAUUCCGCUCCACUUGUAGAUACGAUUUAUCAACAUGAAAUGAUAGACACGCACUUCAAUCCAAGGAAGAUCAUAAUGCUAGAGUUCAGUCAGUAUCUCGAGUGUUAUCUGUGGCCAAAUUAUACUGAGCAGGCUAGUAUACCUCAUGUGAUGUCUAUCGUUGUCAUGUUGAACGAAAAAUUCAGAGAGAGAAUUGACGCGUGGCAGUGUUUUGUGAAGAAGCCAGAACAUUUUCCUGGAUUCAUACACCGAGUUUUGGAGUUGUCAUUAGACGAAAACUCGCGAAGCAACGCUGAACAAUGUGCAAUCAUAACUUUUCUCGUGAAUAGUUUCAAUUCUGUGGAAGUCGAUAUUGUUCGCGAGCAGAUGAACAAACUCACUCAUAUAUCGAUAUGGACAAAUUUACUUCCAAGUCAAAGGGAGGAUAUAUUUGCGGGUAGUAAGAAGCUACGAAAGUACUGGACAAAUUUGUCGAACAAAAUCGCAGCUCAAGAUGCCGAAGACACGGAAGAGUCUCGUAAAGCCCGAUUUGAGAGGAACUAUCUAUGGAAUCUCAUAGCCCGUUUUAAGCGCACUCUCGAUCGCGUUGAUGAUGAAAGCAAAGAAGUUGACUUAGAAGAAAUAAGAUACUGUGAACGCUUCAUUGAGCUCGUUACCGAUUUAGAGGCAUUGCUUCCAACAAGACGGUUCUUCAAUGCUGUGCUUCAUUCUUCGAAGUUAAUUACACAUUGUGUGCUCUCAAAAUUGAUCUCUUCGGAAGCGGGGUCGCUAUUCUGUCAGCUUGUCGAAAUGCUCAAAUUUUACGCUCGCUUCGAGAUUAAUGAUAUCACUGGGCAGCAACUUACACAUAAGGAGGUUUCCGAUAGACAUUAUGAGCACGUCGUCAAAUUGCAGAAGGCCGCCUUCAAGUUUUUUAGAGAAAGCAUGCCCGAUUUCUACUUGCUCAAUGUUGGAAGUGUAGACACAAGGAAAGCACUCAUGAAGCAGUUCGGAUCAAUGAAAAAGUCCGACAUAUACCGAUUUGCUGAGUAUCUCCAUCUGGUUCCCCCAAUCGACAGUGAAGAAUCAAUAUUGGACAAGUGUAGCAAGGAGUUUCUUACGGAAACUAUUACUCUCCAUUGUGAGCGGCGGGUUAACCAGUUGCAGCAGCUCAACGAGCAACCGCUAUAUCCGACCGAGCAAGUGAUUUGGGAUGAAAACGUUGUUCCAUACGAAAAUUAUUCCGGCGAAGAUGAGAUUCGGCAGGACCUCGAGGAUGUGCUAUUCCGUAUGAAACCAUGGCGACACGAGUCUCGCAAUGAAACCAUUUGGGGCGGAUGGGCUCGUAUGGCUCUUCUUCUUGACUCAUUUCAAAUCGUCGAGGUUGGAAAGCCUUUCGUUGGCGACAAAAGCCCGUCAAUAGUAAAGGGCGAAUUCGCUGUCAAUGUUGGUCGUCGAACGGACAUAAAGCAAGAGUGGGAAAAUUUGCGGAAACAUGAUGUUUGCUUCUUGGUUACUUGUCGUUCUACGCAACCAGUUGGCACUAAGUAUGACGUCAGAAAGCCCUUCAAAGACCAGAUUCAGGUUACAUAUGUACGCGGAUGUGAGAUAGAAGGGAUGAUGGACCAAAAUGGACAAGUAAUUGAGGAAUUCGAGGCCUACGAGAAGAGGCCACAAAUCCAAGGUGAUAUCCGGAGAUACCGUGUGUUCCUAGAUCCAAAUCAGUAUAGGAUAGAUAUGGAGAAUCGUGUCGAGAAGGGCGCAGAGGAUGUCUACUAUACAUUCAAUCUUGUUGUUCGACGGGACCCGAAAACGAACAAUUUCAAAGCAGUUUUGGCAACCAUGCGACAGCUGUUGAACACCGAAUGCGUUGUGCCUGAUUGGUUGACUGAUAUUGUUCUAGGCUAUGGCGAACCCGACUCAGCUCAUUAUUCAAAGAUGAGCAACGUUGUACCUUCUUUGGACUUCAACGAUACGUUCCUCUCGUUCGAACACCUGAAAGAGUCUUUUCCGGACUAUCGAAUUGAGGCAACCGCUGAGGACGGCAAAAUGGUGCCCCCAUUUCAACUCACCUUCAAAGAUCUCAUACGUAAGGGCGGAAAAGAAGGAGAGAAAGCGAUUGAGGUGACACCUCUUAUACGUGAAGCUCAAACUCCUUAUGUGAGCUACCCAAAUAGGAACCAAGUGAGGUUCACACCUGCUCAAAUUGAAGCUAUCAAGGCCGGUAUGCAGCCAGGAUUGACAAUGGUCGUUGGGCCGCCUGGUACUGGAAAAACCGAUGUGGCAGUACAAAUCAUUGCAAAUAUCUACCACAACUGGCCCCAGCAAAGAACCUUGAUUGUGACUCAUUCUAACCAAGCUUUGAAUCAACUUUUCGAGAAGAUCAUAGCUCUGGAUGUCGAUGAGAGGCAUCUUCUCCGAAUGGGACACGGUGAGGAAGGCUUAGAAACCGAAAAAGAUUUCUCACGCUAUGGUCGUGUCAACCAUGUGCUCAAGGAGCGGUUGAGAUUGCUUUCUGAGGUUGAGCGACUUCAACAUGCGAUGAAUGUUAUCGGGGAUGUAUCGUACACCUGUGAGAAUGCUGGACACUUUUUCCGCUUCACGGUAUGUCGCGCAUGGGACGAUUUCAUGGAGAAAUGUGCGAUAGAAAAAGAUGGAUUGGUGGCUGAAAUAUUCCCGUUCACUGGAUAUUUCAGUGAUAUUAAUCCAUUGUUCAGCGGCUCUUUCAAAACAGACAUGGAAGUUGCUCGUAGCUGCUGGCGACAUAUUAAUCACAUUUUCGAGCAGCUCGAAGAAUUCCGUGCGUUCGAGCUUUUAAGAAAUGGUAGAGAUCGAACAGAGUAUCUAUUGGUGAAGGAGGCUAAGAUUAUUGCAAUGACUUGUACUCAUGCAGCGUUGAGAAGAAAUGAGCUCGUGCAGCUCGGAUUCCGUUAUGAUAAUAUUCUUAUGGAGGAAGCAGCCCAAAUAUUGGAAGUCGAGACUUUCAUUCCAUUGUUGUUACAGAAUCCGCAAGAUGGUAGGAAUCGGCUGAAGCGCUGGUGUAUGAUUGGUGACCACCACCAGCUUCCGCCUGUAGUGCAAAAUCAAGCGUUCCAAAAGUAUUCCAACAUGGAGCAAUCACUGUUUGCUCGAUUUGUUCCGACUAGGAGUUCCUAA
Molecule: messenger RNA, 4749 nt
Organism: Ostertagia ostertagi
Lineage: Eukaryota; Metazoa; Nematoda; Chromadorea; Rhabditida; Trichostrongylidae
Source: the annotation of a GenBank genome assembly